AUGCGAUUUGUUAAUCGUAAGGGUGUGUAUGUGUUGGAGCAACUUGGAGCGAAUGUCGAACCAGGUGCCAAAGAGACAAGUGCGAUGUACCGUUGCCAGUUAAACAACUUAAAUAAUCAACCCCAUUUCGAACUUUCUUCAACCAAACAGAAUGGAUAUGCUGGACUUGAGAUGACCUCCAAGAUGGCAACCGUUCAAAAGAACAAGGAAGGAUUCACUCCAAGACAAGUCAAGGCUGCAAUGGAAGCGAGAAGUGCCAUGCACAUACUCAAUGCUCCAAGCACCAAAAGUCUGAACUAUGCAAUCCGAUCUAGUCUCAUCAAGAACUGUCCUAUCACCGAGGAAGCGAUCAACCAUGCCGAAGCAAUCUCUGGACCUGACGCCUCUACAUUGAAAGGCAAGUCAACUGGACCAACUCCAAAGAAGAUGUACGACGACUUCUUCAGUCCACCAGAGGAAUUAUAUCAGCACAAUCAAUCUAUUACCAUCUGUAUUGAUCACAUGGAGAUCGAGAAUGCCAAGUUUCUCACCUGCAUUGAUACCACUGUGCGUUAUCGCUCAUGUAUUCCUGUGCAGAUCCUGAAGACUGACCCUGUAUUUGAAGCAUUGGAUAAGACAUUCCGCCACUACAACAAGGCAGGCUUUCAAGUCAAGAUCAUCAAAUGUGAUCGGGCGUUCAUUCCUCUCACGGAUGAUGUGCUAGACGAUAUGGGUGCUACUAUUGACCCGACUGCAGCCGGAGACCACGAGCCUACCGCUGAGCGCAACAAUAGGACGUUGAAAGAAAGAGUCAGAGUAGCUCUUGCACGAUUACCCUACAAAGUGGUUCCAAAAGUGAUCACUGAAUGUCUUAAACGUCAAGCCGCCGAGCUAUUGAAUGUCUUUCCCCAGAAAGACAGUAUCUCAUCACAUUUCAGUCCGCAGCAACUCAUUGAUAAUGUCAAUAUCAACUACAAGAGUGACAUGGUUGCUGAACUUGGACAAUAU
Molecule: messenger RNA, 987 nt
Organism: Cylindrotheca closterium
Lineage: Eukaryota; Bacillariophyta; Bacillariophyceae; Bacillariales; Bacillariaceae
Source: the annotation of a GenBank genome assembly